AUGGCAGCUUCACGGCUCAUUCGUUUGGUUUUUCUGACUGUUAAUGUUCUGAUGGCAGUGGUACUGGUGAUAUCCAACUCGGACUUCUGUGCCAGCGUUUUUGAAACUAAAACAGGUAAAUUAACUCCUGCGGCUUUAUAAAACGGUUUUCUAAAACGUUUUCUAAGAUGCAAACAAACUACCGUUUUUAUUUUUUUUUGUUUUUUUUUUUCAAAGUUUAGUUUUCAGUAGACUCUUUUAUUACAUGUUUUAAAUGGUCAUUGUGAUAAAUCUGAGAUGACAAACUCGGGCAUUUUAAAAGCAUUAGUUUCCUCUUAUCGACUUUAUCUGAUGUUAAAAUUGCUUACAACUUUUAUCACUUUUUUAACUUCUGACGAUUCGCGCUUGUAUCAAAUCGCAAUUUUGCAAGCGAGUAUAUCUCUUUAUCGUAAAAGAUUAUAAAACUGUUCAGCUAAAAAAAUGAAUUAAUGUAUGUCCUAGCUUCAUGUUAAACUCCAUUGUAUUUUGCUUAUUCCCCUGUUUUAUAUUACUUCAUGUUUCAGACCAUGUUUUAGUUGGUCAUGUCAUGAGUACAUCAACUGUUGCUGACGAGUUUGAAUGUCACCAAAAAUGUCUCAGAAAUAACAGCUGCAAGUCGUUUAAUGUUGAUCCUGGUGCAGAUAUUGCAAAACGACUUUGUGAGCUGAACAACAAAACACGGAAGAUGAAGCCGGACGAUUUCAUUAGGAAGAAAGGAUCUUCUUAUUAUGGACAAGUUAAGGUCAGAUCCACUGUUUGAACAUAAACUAUCGCUUUUUUAUAAAACUGUUAUUUAAAAAAACUCUAAACUCUAAACAACUAAUUAGGGACCUUAAGAUCAGACGACGGCGACGGCAACGAGAACGUCAUAAAAGCAAUAGGUUUUUAAAACAAGCAAGUUAUUAAAAUAAGAAAAACAACAAGAAAAAAACAACUUUCCUCGUGCAUAACACUUUUUUGUACAUUUCUUUACGUUUUGCACGACAAUGACGUUAAAAUGCCUAAUUUCAUGUUUUAUAGAGGAUGUCAUUAAAACAUUCAAGCAACGACGAGAUUUUCUCUCUUUUCUUACCUUGGGUAAGGUUCUUAGAAUUCAACUCCAGGAGAGUUCGUGUACAUUCGACAAAGUAAGCGUGAUGGAACAAUCGCGAUGACGACUGGAAAACCGCGAAAACAUUUUUAAGCGACGUUUUACCUGCUGUCGCCGUCCUCGCAUCUUAAGGUCCCUAUUAAAACAUUUGUUUACGACGUUCACACCCUGUUCGGUUUUCUCGGAAUCUUAAGAGACAAGUAUUUAAUUUCUUAGAUUUUUCGGCUCAAAUUCUAUGGAGUUUUGAGAUCAGCUUCUUACGAAUUACUUGAUAUUAUUCGAAUUUAAGUGGUUAUCUUUGCAGAACUCUAAUAUCGUAAAUAGUACUUUUGGCGACAUUUUCUUUUAAAUAAUGUUUUUGGCACCGGUUUGCCUGUGUCUUAGUAACGUAUAUGUUUUUACCCACACGGAAAAUAUCGCGUAUGGCAGGGUAUAAAAAGAAGGUAUAUCAAUAUAUUUAACAAUCAUCAUGAGUAUCAUAUAAAAAUUAUAUAGAUCGAGGAGGGUGUUAUCCGCCUCGACCGUUAGCCACUGAGUCAGAAACGGAGAAAUAUUUUGAAUGAAUAAUAAUUAUUUAUAUUACUUCUAAAGCAAACAAAAGUGGUAAUAACUAAAGCACAUAAUGACGUCAUCUAUAGCUGUUAUCUAUUGUUUGAUGUUUCUCAUUUCAAUUCGUUAUUUUCUUCUCAGGUUUCCUACCAACAUCUGCCCACCAACAAGAAAAAAAACAAACUGGUCAUUGUCAUCCGGACUACAAAGGGAAAGAUGUGAAAUUCGUGAGUAACGCUCGUCUAUUUUUGAAUUUGAUUUUACUAUUGCCUCGCGGAGGAGCAAAUAUUUACCAUAUAUAGUCAUUUUUUUUUAUUAUCUGCUACAGCAAAGCCGGCUACAGCAAAGCCGCGAGGCUGGAAUUCCAAGCUGCCUGCUUAUUCCUGUAAGAGCAUCCGGGACUCUGGUGACUCUAAAGGAGACGGGAGGUACUGGAUCGACCCUGAGAACAGUGGAAACCCGUUGAACGUUUACUGCGACAUGACAACUGACGGAGGUGAGAUCUAAUCUUGAAAGUCUGAAAUUGUUGUAAUACAUUCGUCAGAUGAACCCACAUAACUUCCUCAUACAGAAUAGGGAAUAAUUUAUGCUAAGUAGGUUCCUAAUUUGGUCCUUAAUUUCUAUGAAGGGAAAAAAUAGAUUGUUGAUUACCAGAAAAAUAUAUUAACACGAGUUUGGUCCUUACGACUGAGGUUUUUAGUCACAAUUUUAUUUUUAUGACCGUAACAAAACUGAUUACCGAAUUUAUAUACAGUUUGGUACAGUAUCUUCUUGUUAUACUUUCACUUUUAAUUGCUUAUCAUAAUUUAACUGUACCACAUAUUAGAACCGUCUUGAUCUUGCUUAGCUAAACAGGUUCUUGUGUUUUGGGGUUUUAAAGGGGCAAAUGUCGGCAAGAAGGUUCUUAAUCCAUCAGGGUUUUUUUUACGCGAGUGUUUACUGUAUAUGUUUCUUUGAAAUGUCCUGGUGAAUAAUUUUCGCAACAUUAUUAUGCCUUUGAGGGUAAUCCAUCUUACUGCACUCGCAAAUGAGAUGAUUUCGUGUCGCAUCUUCAUCUCCACACAAUCUGCAGAGGGGAGACACAUCCUGUUUUUCAAUGGAUGUCUUAAUUACAUUCGUCCUCAGUGCCUGAUCUUGUGUGGCAGUUAUAAGCCCUUCGGUCUCUUUCUUCCAAUCCCCCUUCUUCAACCAAUCCCAUGACCUCUUAGCCUUGACUUGUUCUGUUUGACGCAAUAUCUGGCCAUGAAGGAAAUUGUCUUCCACUUCUUAAUCUUCUCAAAAGUUUCCUCCUUCUCAUCGUCUGUUUGUGGGGGGUUCCUCAUUUUCUUUCUUAUCUCUUCAAGUUCUACUGUUUUUUGCAGUGGUUCCGAGAUGUUUUGAACGCAAUAGGCCAACUUCAUCUCUUCAUCGAGAACACACUCUUCCAGGCCAUUCAAUAUACAGCCCCCGGAAAGUCGUCGAAAGUAGGAUCGGGCAACAUCAGCUCGUGGAUAAAACAUAACAUAAACAGUUAACUGUUUAUGGUUAUCUUUUUUUUUUUUUCUAUUUCUAUCCAUGGCUUCUAGUUCAGCUUUACUUUAGUUUACUUCUUCAGUUCCAUGCCAGACAAGUGACAGAGCCUAUGAAUUUGUUGCAAGUACAGUAUUUUCCCACUGACAUUGGACUGUAUUUAGUCUCCGGAAAUAUUCUUUCUUCAUAACGUUUUUCUUGUGCCCUUGAAAUAGAUCGUCAUAUUCCAGAAUUCCCAGGUUCUUAUAGCCGUCUUCUUCCGCUGAUUUCAUUUUGCGAUUAUCAGGCGAGGUAAUCCCCACAAUUUUCUUAACAUUUUCCCUCUUUAACGCCACGCCUUUUCAUACCAAACGUCAUGCCUAUAUCCGGUAAUGAACACCGCGUGUAUUGACCAGUGAGUGAAGCUCACGUUCAUCCUUCCCGUACAGCUUCAAGUCAUCUAUAAACAGUAAAUGAAUGAUUGACUCCUCUUUCUUGUCUAACUAGUAUCUUCCUUAUGGAUUUUAUUAUUAUUAUUGUUAUUAUUAUGUAAAAUUUAGCACAGUGAUUUUCCCUGGGGAGAAAUAUCCAGUCAAGUCUCAUCCCGAGACCUCAGACUUCCAGCACCUUUCUGAGGAAAUGUGCCGAUCCGAGGAGUGCCGACUUUUGCAUCGUUCUUGUUCGGUUUUUAAUUCCUAGUUGCUCCAAGUGGCCUGCCAGCUUCUUUGACACUGAACCCAAUGCACCUACAACCACUGGCACCACUUUUGUCCUUGAUUUCCAGAUCCUUUGAAUCUCUCUUGCCAGGUCUUGGUACUUUUCACACUUUUCAGUUUCUUUCUGCAGUAUAUUACUAUCUCCGGGAACAGCUAUGUCCACAAUGAUUGUUUCCUUUGCCUUCUUUUUCUGAAUUACAAUGUCUGGCCUCCUGUGAUGGAUUUCACGGUCUGUUUGGAUGGUAAAGUCCCAUAACAGUUUAACCUCCUCAUUCUCUUCUACGCUUUUGGGGGAAUGCUCAUACCAUUUGUCACUGCACUCAACUCAUUAUUAUUAUUAUUAUUGUUAUUGUUAUUGUUAUUGUUAUUGUUAUUGUUAUUGUUAUUGUUAUUGUUAUUGUUAUUGUUAUUGUUAUUGUUAUUGUUAUUGUUAUUGUUAUUGUUAUUGUUAUUGUUAUUGUUAUUGUUAUUAUUAUUGUUAUUAUUGCUGUUGUUGUUAUUAUCAUUACGUGAUAACGGGGGUUAACAGAGGUCCAGAAGCAUUGUUGCGGGAAAGGCUCUCACGAUGUCUAGCUAAAAUGGACUGAGCAAAUGAACAGAGAUGUUUUGGAUUGUAAGAGACGGGCCAUUAGAAUGGACCCACCAGAAAACCUACCGCGAAACGGGAAUGGUAGAAAGAGAGGCUCGCUGGGAACGCUGCUGUUUGGUGCAGUUGAGGAUGUGCACGAGUCAAAUUAUAAUGAGAUCGCUAGUGAUUUGAUUAAAGAAGCAGCACUAAGAACGAGAGGCGCUGUAGGUCCCUGGAAUGUAGACGCUAUGGCUUUCAAAGGAUCCUUGCUAACAAGUCAUUCAAGAAUUCUGGCUCUAAUUUGUGCGACGCUCUUGUUAAUCAAACCUAAUAGAAUUUCGAAAUAUUUUCAGAUAAAAGCAACUUCUUAAAUGUCUAUAGAGUGCGUUUUGAAGAAUAUGGGAACUGGUGUUUCCAGUUUGGAGAUUCUUCAGGACUAGAAGUCCAUGAAGAUCUUGCUGAAAUAGCGUGAUUUGAAAUAUCUUAAAACUUUGUGACAGUUAAUAUCAAUCUGCAUUAUUGACGGUUGACGGUAAAAAAUACCCUUAUGACGGUUGACGGUUAAAUUUUUUGCCGUUUGGCGGCUGACGGUUAACCCUAUUGAAACGGCCCGUGGCAUCUCAAGUCUUCACACCUGGACAACCAGGGUGAAAAUAGCAAAAACUGUCUCGAAUACGAAGGGCAAAUAAUGCACCUACCAAUGUAAUGCCGGCGAGGGGGGAGGCAGGGCAUAGGGUGGGGAUUUGACUUUUUUCAAAAAUUUUCAAUCAAAUUCCCUGCCCACGGGCAAAUCAUUCCAGUCAAAUGCAACCAAAUUUCCCCACCCCAGGCUGCACAUUGCUGUCAAUCCCAAGGCAGAACCUAAGAAAGGCACAAUAAAAAUAUCUCCAAAUAAAACUCUGCAAUCUUUUAUAAACGUUGCUGCAUAACCAAAGAUGCAUGUUCUGUUACAGCUGCAAUUAUACGUUUUAACCAUAAUCCGUGUUACACUGCGUAGAAUACAUAAACCUUUAGGAGAAAGUCCACGUUUUGUAAGUCUAAAUAUACCGUUCUUAGUUAAGGGUACAAAGAAAGUCAGUUUUAUAAGUUUACAGUGAUUGUAGCGAAUGAGCCAUACACUAAUCAAUUUUACUUGCAAAAAUCGACUCGGUUUCUCUUUACUUCCGCUUACUUUGAUACCACAGUAUAUUAAGAGGUUCAAUUGAUCCAAAACACGCUAAAACAAACGAAACUUGAAGACAAAACAGUGAAAUCCACUCAGCCUUCGCUUGCUCUCAUGGGCCUCCAUGACUUCCUGAUCUUUUCAAACCGUAUGGCGCAUGCGUGAAGCGUGGAAGCGGGAAACAUAUGUUCGGUCUCAGUCUUUUUCGUCCGAGUUGGCAGUCAAAUAUCUCCACGUCGGGCGAAGAAAGAUUCAAAUAUCCCCUCCCCCGGGAGAACAAGAUAAGUCAAAUGCCCUACCCCAGGGACUUGGUACAUGGCCAAAUAGGCGACUUUCGCUACAAGUUUAGUCGCCAAUUCUUAUUCUUUACUCGCCAUGGCGACCAAAAUGGUCGCAGCUUGGAGCGCUGAAUUUAUUAGUGUUUUAAAAUAAUGUACAAUUUAUUGAUUUAAGUUAAGCAGUCACGUGUAAUUGUUUUUGUAAACAAAAUUUGACAGCCAGUAAUGCAGGCGUUUUCUCAGAGCUUGGGGAUCGCUCGAUUACUCUUUACUGAUUCUCAGCUCUGCUUUCAAAAUAAGAGUUUCCCUUGUCCAACAAAAACCUGCUAAUUUUGCAGACCGCCACGUAAAUUCGUCAGAGGCAGUUUCAAUGGUGUAUCCAAAGGGGACCGGAGUUACUGGAGCGACCCUGAGAAGAGUGGAAACCCGUUGAAAGUUUAUUGUGGUCGACAUGAGAGUUGUGAGAUCUGCUCUUAAAACUGUUCUUCACAUGAACUCACAUAACUUCCCUUCAACAGAAUGUUAGUUAAAACUUGGAAAGCCUAAAACAGAUCAAGACAAUUAGAAUUAUCAAUUACUGGAUAAGGAUGAUCUGCAUAAGAGAAAACAGACAUUGUUUGCUGCCGGGUCAGCUUUUCUCUAAGUUAUACCUGUACCUUUAAAACGGUUGUUUUCCUUAUUAAAAAACAACUUUCCAUUUCAGGAGGAUGGCUCCUCGUUUCCAACGUUGUGAUUGGUUCAACUCCACCCUCUCAGCUUCCAGUCAAGACUUCAUACCGUGGAAUAACCAGCGAUCAGAUGGUUCUCACAAAAACCGCCAUGAAUGAGCUGAGAACAAACUUGUCUUUCACCCAACUGAGAUUCCACUGCAGUAAAAACAAUGGACGUACGUUCCACGUGACCACUGUUGCUAACACCACCGGUGAAGCUGUAGUCCGGUACUUCAGCGGUCAGACGGAUGUCCAGCCCGCCUCGUGUGGCUCAUAUGUCAGAAUGGAAAAUGACAACUCAAGCCUGGCAAGAGUUUGCCAAAAUUGGGGAUCGGAAAAUGGCGUGUACACAGUUGGCAAAUGGGGUCAUGGUCAAAAUCAAGACAGGCUGUAUAUAUAUUCUGCUUUCAUAGUUAGCGAAUAUCAUUGGUACAUGAACCCACCUUAUUUUUUUUUUUUUUUGCGAUGA
Messenger RNA from Porites lobata, 7048 nucleotides. The record is from the annotation of a GenBank genome assembly. NCBI's taxonomy places the organism in Eukaryota, Metazoa, Cnidaria, Anthozoa, Scleractinia, Poritidae.